Messenger RNA from Mya arenaria, 3319 nucleotides. RefSeq lists its product as uncharacterized. Bases 388 to 2046 code for a protein of 552 amino acids. Lineage: Eukaryota; Metazoa; Mollusca; Bivalvia; Myida; Myidae. Gene Ontology annotation, molecular function: ubiquitin-protein transferase activity; zinc ion binding. Gene Ontology annotation, biological process: positive regulation of DNA-templated transcription. The record is from RefSeq and is a predicted model, not a curated record. Gene Ontology annotation, cellular component: chromatin; nucleoplasm. The transcript is spliced from 2 exons.
AGCAAGGUUUAAACUGUUUAUCAUAUGGCACAGCCUUCCUGAAUGACAUUCAUAAAGAUGGAUUUCAUUUCGAAAUCAGUUAACAGUUAAGAUAGUAAAUCAUAAUUUACCAUGGAGUAAUUUAUUGUAGAACCUGAAUAAAAGUAAAAACAUGACAACUGGAGGUCUGACCGGAUUCAUGACUAUAGUUGUCCCAAGUGUGAGGCAAAUCACUUAAGCACAGAAGCCCAGCCCUUCUGACAAGAAUGUAACUUUUUUUGUGGCAUAAUUAUGCUUUAGGACAUUGAUAAUGUUGGGUUUCAUAUUGAACUAGCGAGUUAAGACAGUUACGUACAAUUGCAAAAUGAAACUCAAAAUGAAGUCGAAUAUUUCAGAACGUGUAUAAAAAUGGCAACUGGAGGUUUUUCCAUUUAUAAAGGAUCUGAUCUGAUUUAUGACUUCAGUUGUUCCAAGUGUAAAGAAAAUGACUUUAACGCAGAAGCCCAGCACUUCUGUCUUGAGUGUGAACACUAUCUGUGUGACAAGUGUGUAAAGCUGCAUAACGGCUACCAUAAAAAACACAAUGUGUAUGGGCGUGGUGAUACUGAAAAAUGGGUGGUAUCGUCAAUUGAUAGAUGUCACCAACAUGGCAAAGAGCUGGAGGUCCACUGUGAUGACCACCAGGAACUUUGCUGCAGUGUCUGUGUAGCACUCAACCACAGGCUGUGCAACAGCAUCAGUCACCUCGAUAACCUUGCAAAAGGCUUCCUGAAGAAAGCCGAGUUCAAGGAGCUGGCAGCGAAAGUGGACACAAUGAGGAGCAGGCUGAUUGAGCUCAAGAAGGCAAGGACAACUGUAUUUAAUGACUCGUAUAAGAAUAUUGUAGCUGAAAUCAAGGCACUUAGAAAUGAGAUUGACACCAUUCUUGAUCAAAUUGAGAAGGCAACAGUAGAACAACUAGACAACAUGGUUGGUAAUUUGGAAAAUGAUGUCAAAGAUGAUGUUGAUAAAUGUGUGAUGAUGAAUGAUCAACUGAAGAACCUUAUGGAAAAGAUCAAUCAAAUGAUUGGACAAUGCAAGGAGACAAACGCCUACAUAGGAUGUAGAAUAAUGACGGCAAAAUUAACCCAGGCUAAUAAUCUUAUUGGUGAAGUACAGAGAAAAUCAAAGGAAGAAAUACAGUUUGAAGCCGACACAACCAUAGAGUCAUUCCUUAAAAGCCUGAACACACUGGGGUUGGUUGAGGUGAAAGAUUACAAAGAUUGUAUGUAUCAGGUCGUACGAUCAAUGCAAUAUAACAUUAAAAUAAAACAGGAUAGACGGUUAUGCUCUAUAGCAGGAAUAUGUGAGUUGUCCAGUGGACUAAUAGUCAUCGCAGAUUUUUCUAAUUGUAAAGUGAAGCUUCUGAAUAAUACGUUUCAGGUCAUUGAUCACUGUGAUCUUUCUGCUCCUCCUUUUGCCAUGUGUCACAUUGCAGCCAGUGAGGUAGCUGUAGCAGUUGAUGAUAAUAAAAAAGCACAUAAAGUACAAUUUAUCAAAGUCAGUCAAAGAGGGGGACUAAAGAAAGUGAGAAAGUUCACCACAGACCAUCUCUGCAUCUCUAUCGCUUACCACCAGGACCAGCUGUAUGUUGGUUCCAAGACUGCCCUGUACCAGUAUACAAUGGAUGGAGAUGUUGUUAAGAAGAUUUAUGAAAAUAUGGCUGGGGAUGUAACUGUUGCGAGAUGUGAUGUAAGUCCUGAUGGAGAGAGAAUAUAUGUUUUAAACUUUGAUAAACACAAAUUGAUUUCACUGGAUAAAUGUGGCCAGGAGUUAGCCUAUUCUCAACUACACAGUCUAUCUGGAUUAUGUGUCAGCCUGAGUGGCCAUGUGUAUGUGUGUAGUGUUGCAUCUAACACUGUACUACAGGUGGACAGUGAGUCGACAAAGAAGCUGGCCAAAGUGGCAAGCGAGACUGAUGGCAUAAAUGAACCUUGGUCAUUGGAGUUCAUUGACAGCACGUCCAGCCUUGUUGUUGGUGGAUAUGAUAAUGAUAACAUUGUUGUUCUUCAGUUAGAGAAGAUAUGAGUAUGUUAAUAAAAUCAUUAUUAAAUAUGAAAAACAGUCCAUGGUCAAUGGGGUUCAUUAAAGACAAUUAUCCUACAACAAUGAUAAAACUGUUUUUUUAGUUAAGAAAGAUAUGAGAAAAUAGGGAAACUAAAUUAUGAACAUGAAACUAAGUUUUAAGUGGUGAGCUACAUACAAAGGAUAGUGUUAAAUCACAAUCAUAAUUCUGAGUGUCCAUCAAGCAUCAUACUUCACAAGUGAUCAUAUUCAUGAAUACUUACUAGGCACUUACCACAUGUAAAAAGCUGUGAAAUGACGUUUAAUUGUAUUUUAUCAGAAAAAAAACUCAUCCACAAUUGUAUUUGAACAGGAUGCCAGAAAGACCGCAACAUUGAACGCUUAUCAAAUUGAUAUCUCAAACAGUAAAAUAUCACGGUGUGUGCAAAUAUGAAAAAGUAAGAAUGCAAAAACAUCACAUGUUGUCAUUAAGAAAACAUUGAGUAGUUUGAACUUGCUGUUAUAAGAGUGUUGAUUUUAUAAAAGAAAACUUAUUUGGGCUUUAAGAUGUUAUCAUUAUCAUCAUUUCCUGUUUAACUUAAAGAUGCACUCUUAUUCCCAGAUAAGAUUUACCACAAUUAAUAGUAUUGUUUUAAUAUUCCAAAAAGAUGAAUAAAUGUCGAAAACAAUGGUUCUUAUGAAGGAUACCAAGUUGAAUUUGAAAGAAAUACGCAUAAAACACGGUAUUUCUACCUUAUGAGACUAUUGUAGACUACAGUAAAUAUUUUAGCAUUCACCAAUCAUUUAAUAUAUUUGCGCUUUCUGCUAUUGAAUACACGGUUAUAAUCUUGUUAUCAGUAAUUAAUAUUUUCCAUAAAUGUAUUAUUUAGUAAGUAGUUAAUGGCUUAUCAGUCAAAAUUGAUGUUUGUAUUACAUGUGUAUGUAUUGAUUUUGAGUAAGAGUUAUAGCCAUUAAUAUCUUUAUUUAAAUUGAUGUAUUUGAGUUAUGAAGUGAAAUGCACUUUAGUUUGUGUUUAAAACAUCCAAUUUUGUGGAAUUUAUAUGUUUGCGUAUUUUUAUAUUUUAAACUUGCAAACUGUGAUAUGUAUGGUAUAUUAAGAUAUCGACCAAAUACAUAUAUAAAUCGUAUCCUCCCUUAUACCAUAAUUCAUAAGAAUGAGUGUGUCCUAUUGCACAUUUUAUAUGAAUGCGUGUGUCAUAUUGUGUAUUGCAUAUGAAUGUGUGUUUCAUAUUGUUUAUUGCAUAUGAAUGUGAGUGUCAUAUUAAAUAUAUCGUGU